AAGUUGGUUUUGCAUUUUGACCCCAUCUUUCUUCCUACAUAAUGUGGAAAUCUAGUCAUGACCCCAGGUGGCUCUAGCUUCACUCUUGCAGCUAAUGGCUAGAGUAGAACUAGGAUCAUUUUAGUUUCGUGGAAUGUUUUUGGUGUCCCUACCUCCAAUCCAUUUUCCACCUAUCAUUGAAAAAGCUCAUCCCAAACUGCAGUUACGCCCCAGAUUCUUGUUUCUAGUAACCUGCUCUGCCUAGGGUACCCCACUCCAGGGUUAGUUUCCACCCAGCAGAGCCUGCUGAUUUAGAGAGUCGUUGAAGCCUUAAAGUGGAAACAUGAGUAGGCCAGGGCUUUCUGGCCUGUGGGAUGUUAGGGCUGUGAAGGAAGAACUUGCUAUCUGAUUCCAAAGAAAUGCUGAAAAUGUGACUCUUGGUGAAAAGAAAGGCAAGCUCAACAUUAUUGUUCCGUGGCAUGUCAGUUGACAGUUGUACAAAGAGUCCCCUUUUAGCUGAAGAUGGUUAGUGAUGGUUUCAGUCUUUGUCAUCUUCACUCCCGUUUUCAGCCUCCUAAAGGGAUUCCAUUUUGGGAAAAUAGCCUAUCUGGAAAUUUGAGCAGGUGACUUCUCUACUGCAUCUCAUUCAUUUAUUAAGUGUUUAUUGAGUGCCUACAACUGCACACUAAGGAUAUGGUAAUUUUCCUGAGCAUGCAGAUCAGUAGGAAUGCCUGAAAGUGGAUCAGGUGCCCUACUGCCCCUGCCUGAGCCCUGGAAUACAUGUGUCAGGAUGAGCCUUGAUGCACGAACAGUUCCUGAAUGAGGGUCAGCAAGAUCUAAAUUUUUGUAAAAGGGAGGCAGGGGCACCACCUGAGGGCUGGAAAGGUCCUGGAAACCAAUGCAAACAAGACUGCAUUAGGACUGUAGCUGGAAUUUGAGGAACAUGAAAGGACGAACGUUUAUUGAGCAUUUCUAAGUACCAGAAACUCUUGGUAAUUUACACAAAUUAACUUCAUUUAAUCCUCACGACAACCCUAUGAGAGUUGAUGUCAUUAAUGUCUUUGUUUUAUAAGUGAGGGAACAGGCACGGACAGGUAAAGUAACGUGCCCAAGUUCACUCACUUUGAAUCUGGCACUUAUGCCCAAAGCAGAGCUCUUGUCUUUUAGCCGAUUACUGAACACAGAUCAGGAAGCCCUGGGGGUGUUCGGGGUUCCUAUGAGGCUAGUUAUCUGGCGGGUGAGAAUGAGUAUAAGGAGGGUUGAAGCCAGCCUUGGGAAUACCUUUAGAAGACCUCCAAAGGACACAUGGCCAAGAGUUUUUAGGAAGAUAAAUGUGGUCGGGUUUCCGGGUGAAUAAACCUGUAGUAAGAGCUCCUUGUGGCGGCCCCUACUCUCAGUAGCGUUCGGCCUCCUUAAUCCAGGAAGGGGGAUUCACAGAUGGGUUUACGACUGUUUUCUCGGGGGGGGGCGGGGGGACGGCUGUGGUCGCUGGCGUGGCGCGGAGUGGUGACGUCACGCUGGAGCCCUGGGAGCGCGCCGACGUACCACGGGCGUCGUGGAAGCGCGCAGGCGCACAAGGGUUCAUAGGCGAGGCGGCUGGCAGCAUGCGGAGUCCUUGGUCAUUGCGAUCUCCUAUCUCUAUUCUUGAGAAGAGGAUAAAAAUCAGGACUCUGCAAUGCAGGUCUCUUACUCUGCAUGGAGAACAUUUUCCUUUGUGAAAUUUUUUUUUCAGGCAAGAAGACCAAGCCUGAUGGCAAAGUGUUAAACGACUUGAAAAAAAAUGUGGAGGGUCAUAGAGCCUGGUCUUUAGGGGUUCACAUUAGGAGGAGUUGAAGAUGCAUGAAGGAGGACUAGGAGGGGAAAUUCUGCACGACUGGGAGGACACCACAUGCACACAGAGCUUUCCAGGAGAACAGUGUUAUUCUAAGGAUAAUCAUAUUUGAGAAAGUACCUUGUAAGUAUCAUGAAUGUGAGAGAAAGUUUCCUCUAAACUGGAACCUAUUGGAAGCUCCUUCAUUGUGUUUUACAAGCAGCAUGAGUCCUGGCCAGAUUUCACUGCAGUUGAAACAUCAGAAACUUAACAUGCGGAAGAAACCUUCAAAGUGUAGUGAAUGUGGAAAAUUCUUUACUCAGAGAUCAUCUCUGACCCAGCAUCAGCGGAUUCACACGGGAGAGAAGCCCUAUGCGUGUACUGAGUGUGGAACUUGUUUCCGUAAACAGUCAAAUCUUACUCAACAUCUGAGGAUUCAUUCGGGAGAGAAACCUUAUAAAUGUAAUGAAUGUGAGAAAGCCUUUCAAACAAAAGCAGUCCUCGUCCAGCAUCUGAGAAUUCAUACUGGUGAGAAACCCUAUAAAUGUGUUGAAUGUGGCAAAGCCUUUUGUCAGAGUCCAUCUCUUACCAAACACCUGAGAAUUCACACCGGAGAGAAACCAUAUAAAUGCAGUGAAUGUGGCAAAGCCUUCAGUCAGAGCAUAUGCCUUACUCGUCAUCAGAGAAGUCAUUCUGGAGAUAGACCUUAUAAGUGUGAAGACUGUGGGAAGGCCUUUAAUCAGAGUGCAUGCCUCAUGCAGCAUCAGAGAAUCCAUUCGGGAGAGAAGCCCUACACAUGUACCAAAUGCGGUAAAGCCUUCACUCAGAACUCUUCCCUUGUCGACCAUGAGAGAACUCACACUGGAGAGAAGCUUUAUAAAUGUAGCGAGUGUGAAAAAACCUUCCGCAAGCAAGCACACCUCAGUGAACAUUACAGAAUUCAUACUGGAGAGAAACCUUAUGAAUGUGCUGACUGUGGGAAAUGCUUCAGGCACAGCUCAGCGCUUGUUCGACAUCAGAGACUUCAUGCUGCAGAAUAAAGCUUGGGAUAUAACCAGGGUGGAAAGACUUCUAUGAAAACACAUUUAAAAAAAUUCUUAGGAGUUUAUGACUCAGUCUUCAGCUGGGAUGAAUGUUUUGUAUGUUGAGCAAGAGGAAAUGUGUCCUAAAAUUUAGGAAAAUACACUCAAAACUAGAUAAUCUUGAGUUUAAUGCCUUCCUUGCUGCUUAAUGAGUGUAUGAUCUUGUCUCUCUCAGCCUGUUUUUCCCAUCCCCCCCCCCAAGAAUGAUGAUACUUACUAGGGGUUCUCUUGAGAA
This is a messenger RNA of Vicugna pacos (alpaca), 3106 nucleotides long. RefSeq names its product zinc finger protein with KRAB and SCAN domains 7-like. Gene Ontology annotation, cellular component: nucleus; nucleoplasm. Gene Ontology annotation, biological process: regulation of cytokine production; negative regulation of transcription by RNA polymerase II; regulation of immune system process. Gene Ontology annotation, molecular function: DNA-binding transcription repressor activity, RNA polymerase II-specific; RNA polymerase II cis-regulatory region sequence-specific DNA binding. NCBI's taxonomy places the organism in Eukaryota, Metazoa, Chordata, Mammalia, Artiodactyla, Camelidae. The record is from RefSeq and is a predicted model, not a curated record.